UUAAUAUGGCGGGCAAGUGGUAGGGCAAAACAGUGAUUGUCGGUGCUUUGAACCGCUUGUGAAUCCUCAGUCACCGUCAGUUUGCGGCUUUUAUUCACAGCUCUCUCAUGACGCCGACAAUAGUGUGUGAUUAUGUCACAAACUAGACAAGCUCACGACCCUCCAGUUGGCUCUCUUGCUGGCAUCGCAACACUUUCAAAUGGCUUGUCAGAUCUGCCACUGCCGUGGCUGAGCUGUGUCGAACUACAGCACGCUAGCAGCAUGCCUGGCUGCCAUGUAGCGGAAGAAGCGAUUCGUUUAUUGUCUCAAGGAGAUGAAAAGACCAACAGACAAGUUUAUGAAGCUUUACGAACACUAUCACAAAAUCCUGAUUAUCUCAUAGAGCAAACGAAAAAUGUGCUGGGAUUUAGCCCAACUGGGUUUUCUGUCAAUCCAUCUAUUUGGUCUCAAGACAGCAGUAAUAUACAUGCUCAUCAGUCAUCUGCACCUGUGUUGGACAUACUGGAAAAGUGCUCUGAUGUGGACAGCCCUAGUGCUGAUGCCAAAUCCUUGAGGCGGAGAAGAGUGUCCAUGGAUAAACAACAGUUGUUAGAGGGUAGGAUGUUUGUUGGUGCAAAGAAGAGUUUAGGAAAAGGAAAACAGGUGGAAUGCACUCACAGGAGAAGUGACAACAAGUCAUUUUACAACAGCAAGUUACCUAAUGUGACUACUAGUGAGUCAUCUGUACAUGUACGUCAUUUAGCCCAUGAGAAGCAAAGCAGGCGACUUGAUGUGCGUUUUGAGGAGCAGAAACAAUCAACGCACAAAGAAAGCAUCAUGUACAAAGUGGUUAAGAACUCAGCACUGGACAGUGAAAAUGUAACUAGAAAUGAAAAUUGUGAAAGUGCAAAACUUUCGAAUCGACUUGUGUUACGAGUGAAACGAGUUAACGCAUCUACUAGCUGCUCAAGAAAUUUGUCUGACCAACUGGCUUUCGAUUGUUUUUUAUCACUGAUGACUUCAAUACUGGGGAAUGAUGAGUCUGUGACUGGAGAAAAUGCAGACGAUUGUGACCCAUCAUCUGCAGCUGCAUUAAUUCCACUGCCUGUGCUGUCAGAACUAAGUCUAGAAGUCAUCAAACUUAGGUCAUUGAAACUUCUACACAAGGUUCAUUCUGAUAGUUUGUGUCAACUGCUUCAAACUCUUCAUCUUAAUGUGAAGGAUUCUGCUGAAUUGAAACUUGACAGUCUUCAGUCUGUGUCUUCAUCUCAAGAGUCUCGUUUAUGGCGAAGAGUGUGUUUGGAAAGGUUGCUGCGUUCAUCAGAAGCUGCUCUCAUUUGUCUCAACAUCAUCACUGCUUCAAAUGUCACCAAACAGGUUCAGCUGGAAGAAGUCAUUCAGACAGUGAUAGAAUUCACUCGCUAUCACUUGCGAAACAAUAUUUAUCCUGAGUAUGAUUUUGUUUACAGUCCAGCUGUAAAGCCAGGGCAAGGUGAUGAUCUGCAAAAGAAACGGAACAUGAAACCUGUUGAGAAAGACAUGGAUGUUUUUUACGCUAAGUUGUGUGAUGUGCUUGGAGUUGUUGCUGUACUAGCAGAUGAACAUUGCCUUCCAGAUGCAACAUUGCUACAAUUAUCAACUCUCAGUGUUAGCGCUUUCUUUGUUGACAAUGUGAGUCGUCUCCAGCUGAACUGUCUUCAAGUUGUGAGAGCAGUAUUUUCUCAUUAUGAAAAUUAUCGUGGUUUGAUCAUAGAGGAAAUAUUUACUUCUCUAUCCAAGCUGCCAAUGGCCAAAAGAAAUCUUAGACAAUACAGACUUCAUGGGGAAAAGUCUAUACAGAUGAUGGCAGCUCUUGUUCUACAGCUUGUUCAAAGUGUUGUUAUUAUUCCACACAGUCUCCCUGAGAAAGCUCUUGUGGAUGAACCUGUGGAUUCUAGCACAGUGGUUGUGACAUCAUAUGAUGUGGCAGUGAAGAUAGCUCAGACAUUUCUUUCUACUCUUAUAGCAAAGUGUGGUAGCAAAACUGAUGAAAUGGAUUAUCGUCCACUGUUAGAGUAUUUUAUUUCUGAUUUACUUACAGUUCUGAACAUGCCUGAAUGGCCUGCAGCAGAGCUGAUGCUUGCUCUUUUGGCUCGCAUUCUGGUGAACACAUUUGCUAGUGAUAGCUGUGAUGUUUCAUUGAAACACACAGCAUUGGAACAUGUUGGGACAGUAGCUGCUGCAUUAAGAAGAGAUGCUGUAGCUGAUAAAGAGCAAAAUAAAGCCUUGGUAAUGAGAGCACUAGACAAGUUGACUAAUGAAGUUGUUAUCAACAAAGAUGAGCUGCUGGUCAAUCCUGCAGAGCUGCUUGAAUCCGAUCUCAGGCUACUAGAGAAAGGGCUGCUGGACUACCUGAUGUUAAAGAGUAAAGGAGACACAGUCUUUCAGAUGGCAGCUUGCUUGUAUCUUGGCCAGUGGAUGAAAGAUAACAUGGACCAAAUAGAUCGUUGUAUUAAUACUGGCAAUAUAGAUGAUGAGACUGACAUCCAAGAUGAACUGCUGAGUACAAGCAUAGCUGAAGCAGAUGCACUGGAACAAAUUGAUCAGAGAAAAAAGUUUCUAGAAGGACUGAUGGUUAUUGUUAAGCAAGGUGUGGUGAUCAAGACAAGUGAUUCUCGGUGUCUUACUGAUGACGAGGCUGCAGCUGUAGUACAUUGCCUCUCACAAAGAAGACCAUUUAGUAGGAGUUUCAGAUAUUACCUGAAAAAGAUUUUGGAAGUUUUUCCUCAAACUACUACAGCAUUACGAGCUAAGGCAAUGAAAGCAUUAUCGACAAUAGUGGCUGCUGACCCUCGUGUUCUUGCUAUGCGAGAUGUUCAAUCAGCUGUAUAUGGUCGUUUGACUGAUCGUGCUGCUAGUGUGAGGGAAGCGGCUACUGAACUAGUUGGUAGUUUUAUUCUUUCUAGCCCAAGUCUUGCAAGGAACUACUACACAAUGCUGACUGAUAGAUUGCAGGACAGUGGAGUUAGUGUCAGAAAAAGGGUUGUUAAAGUCAUGCGAGACAUCUGUGUGCAGCAGCCAACGUUUGCCAAUGUACCACAAAUGUGUGCGCUUAUGAUCAAACGUAUUGGUGAUGAGGAAGGAAUAAAGGACUUAAUUAGCAAGGUGUUUCACGAGUUAUGGUUUUCCAAUUCCAAAGGCGGCUUAUCUGAUGCUGUGCUCAACACACGAGUGGAAUCUAUUCUUGAGACUGUGAUAGCUGCUGAUGAUAUGAAUGGUGUUUGGUUUGAGGAUCUGUUGCAAACUUUGUUGAAAGCAGAUGCAGAGUCAAAGUCAAAUGCUGUGUUAAGUUGCUGCGAGGAAAUUGUCAACUUGUUGGUACAGAAAAUGAUCGCAGUAGAAGAGACAGUUGUUUGUGAUGGUGUCAACUCAGCAGCUGGCAGAAAGUUACAAGCUUGUAGCGAGACUCUCUAUAUAUUUGCUAAGUGUGUACCUCAGUUUCUUGUGAGGCAUACGUCACAUUUACUGCCAUAUCUGAGUGAGAAGGGAACGAGUCUUGUGGAUUCAACAAUUGUCCAUUUUACUGCGUUAACUUUGGAGCUAGUUGUACCAUUAAUGGAGUCUCCAAGUGGCAAAUUCCUGGCUGGACUAGAAGAAUCUCUUUUGCAGAUCAUGAUGAGCAGAGGGCCUUCAUUGGUUGCCAGCAGUACGAAGUGUUUGGAUGUGAUUGUUAACAAUGUAACCAAGAACUACCUGUUGGUGGAGCAAUACUUUCGACAGCUACUAGACUUCAUUCAGAAAUGUAGAGCGGAAGGAACUGUUACUGCUAAGAAGAGUGAUGUUUGUCGUUCAUUGUAUGUACUGGGACUGCUUUGUAAACACUUUGAUCCAAUGAACAUGCCCACUUUCAAAAGGAAUAGCCACAAGACCAGAGACAGUGUUUAUCAUCUGUUGAUGCAAUUCACUGAAGAAGCUGACGGAGCUGUGCAAGUAAAGGCUCUUUCUGGCUUAGGCUUUCUUUGUAGACGCUACCCUGAGUUGAUGGCUGAGAAGGCCUUCCAAAAUCUCUAUUCUUGUAUCCUUAAACGUCCAGAUAUUCCUAAACUGCAGUGUCAAGUGAUGGAGAAUCUGCAUGAAUACUUUGAAGAGCAAGUUGGCAUAAGUGUGGAGGUUGAAGGCUUUGGUGAUGGUAGUGAAGGAAAAUCCAUGAGGACAAAAGAGAAAGAGAACAAAGUCAAAACUGUUGACAGAGGUGACACCAAGUCAGGGUCCUUUGCAAUGACUUGUCUCACUACCCAAAUCUGAUCUAUUCUACCUCUACCAGGCCAAAACCACACUGUUCCUCUAGCAGACAAG
Corticium candelabrum is the source of this 4314-nucleotide messenger RNA. RefSeq names its product nipped-B-like protein. Gene Ontology annotation, molecular function: chromatin binding. NCBI's taxonomy places the organism in Eukaryota, Metazoa, Porifera, Homoscleromorpha, Homosclerophorida, Plakinidae. The record is from RefSeq and is a predicted model, not a curated record. Bases 133 to 4263 code for a protein of 1376 amino acids. The transcript is spliced from 30 exons. Gene Ontology annotation, biological process: establishment of mitotic sister chromatid cohesion; establishment of protein localization to chromatin; regulation of gene expression. Gene Ontology annotation, cellular component: Scc2-Scc4 cohesin loading complex.